Molecule: messenger RNA, 2436 nt
Organism: Acyrthosiphon pisum (pea aphid)
Lineage: Eukaryota; Metazoa; Arthropoda; Insecta; Hemiptera; Aphididae
Product: dynamin-1-like protein
Exons: 3
Coding region: 210-2210 (666 amino acids)
Cellular component (GO): membrane; cytoplasm; microtubule
Molecular function (GO): GTP binding; microtubule binding; GTPase activity
Source: RefSeq, a predicted model, not a curated record
UACUUGUACAGUUGCAGUGUUUCAGGCCAAUGCGACUGUGACUUGUGAGCCACUAUUCACCAACACUAUUCUUUCGGUCAAUUUAUCACCGGUCGCAUCUUUAAAAACUAUUGUCCGUUUUAUUUUGUGAACUACCUAUUCGUCCGUCAAAAGUCGCAGCAGAUCCGACCAUAUUUUUCUAUUUUCCAGGGUUUCUGAUCGUUUAAGCUAUGGAGUCGUUGAUUCAAACAAUUAAUAAACUGCAAGAUGUGUUUGCUGUGGUCAAUGAUAAUCCAAUUGAUUUACCUCAGAUUGUCGUUGUUGGGUCCCAAAGCUCUGGUAAGAGUUCAGUUCUUGAGAGUUUGGUGGGCAAAUCUUUUUUGCCACGAGGAACAGGCAUUGUAACUCGUGCUCCUUUAAUUCUACAAAUGAUUAAGUAUACCAAAGAAGAUAUGGAAUCCAUGUUAAAAAUAACAAAUAGUACAAAUAUUAAAGAAUGGGCUUGUUUUUCACAUAAAGAAAACAUUGUGUUUCAUGAUUUUGAUGAAGUAAGAAAAGAAAUAGAGGUACAAACCGACAUUUUGGCUGGUGAAAAUAAGGGAAUUACCGACACGCCAAUAGUGUUAAAAGUUUAUACCCCCUUGUACACUCUAACGUUUGUUGAUUUGCCUGGAAUCACUAAAUUACCCGUUGGUAAUCAACCAACAGACAUUGAAGAACAAAUCCUACAACUGAUAUUAAAAUAUGUUCGACAGCCAAACGCUAUAAUCUUAGCCGUGGUCACUGCUAAUACAGAUCCUGCGACCUCAGAAAGUCUGAAAAUAGCUAAACAAUGGGAUCCUGAAGGUGCAAGGACAAUUGCCGUGGUUACCAAGUUGGAUAUUAUUGAUAAAGGUACCAAGAGCGAUAAAGUUGAUCUUCUUUGUGGUAAAGUAAUUCCAGUAAAACUUGGUAUUAUUGGUGUGGUUAAUAGGUCUCAAAAAGAUCUAAUCGAGAAUAAGACAUUAGAGGAGACCCUAAAAAAUGAAACAGAGUUUUUUAGAACUAAUUAUCCAGAUAUUUGUAAAAAGCAUGGAAACAAAGUAUUGGCUGAUACACUACAACAUAUAUUAAUUAAACAUAUUAAAAAAACCAUUCCAAUCUUGCGCAAAAACUUACAAGAUACCAAAACAAGACUUGAAAGUGAAUUAAAAACAUUGGAAAUAGCUGACUGCGAAAAAACAUUUGUACUAGAAUUAUUAAAUGACAUUAACAAAUCAUACUGUGAAACCGUAACCGGAGAUAGAAAAGAUACAUCAGAUCAAAUGCUAAUAGGUGGUGCAAAAAUUGUAAAUAUUAUACAAGAUAACUUUUAUAAAAAAUUCAUGGAGGUGGAUCCGUUGGAUAAUUUGAGUGAUAAACAAAUAGAAAAUUACUUAUUAAAUACUUCUGGUAUUAAAAAAAGUUCACUAGUGAAUCACAAGGCAUUGGAAAUUAUGGUAAGCAAACAAUUGGAAAAUCUCAUUGAGCCAGCUUUAUCAUUUGUGGACGUUGUGCGUGAAGAAAUGUUUAACAUUCUUGAUUCAAUUGAUCAAAAAUUGUUGGAUGACCUUGAAAGAUUUCCAAAACUAAAAAAUGAUGUAAGAAGCACCCUAGACGACUUAUUGGAGAUUAAAUUAAAGAAUAUUAAAAAAUCUAUAAAAUCUUACAUUAAAACACAUCAGAAAAUCUUAAAUACAACUAACCCCAAUUACCUUUUAGAAUUGAUUAAUUCAUCAACCGAGUGCCAUUCAUCUUUUAUCCAAAAUAAAGGACAAUAUUAUAGUAAUAUUUUUUCAAAUAAAUCAACUUCCAAUGUCUAUUCUGAAUUCGAAAAUAUAGAAAAAGAAAUUGUACAUAACAUGUACACAAAUAUAUUAUCUAGUAUGGGUGGUUUAAAUGAUUAUAAAAAUGAAAUUAAUGUACAAGUAAAAUUACACAAACAAUUUACACGUUGCUACUUUGAAUUCACCAGGAAUACUUUAAGAGAUUUUGUGCCAAACCGUAUUAACCAUAAAUUGGUUAACUUUGUUCUGAAAAAAUUUGACAAAAAAUUAAAGGCAGAUGUGUUUAUGCCAUUUACCAACAAUCCGUCUUCUGGUAGAAUGCUCGUUGAAAAAGUAGGUGUUGCAGAAGAAAGACAACGUAAAGAGCAAUUGUUAAAUGCUGUUAAUAAAGCUUUUAAAAGUUUGAAUGAAAUUCAAAGGCAAUGAGUUUCAUUUUUCAAAAUAAAUUUUAUUUUAAUAUUUCAUAAGAUAAGUAAAAAAUGUGUUAAAUGAAAGGUCUUAAUUCGUAUUAUAUUAAACUAAUGGCUUAAUAUAAAUAUUAUAUAUUAAUUAUUAAAUCACCUAUCAAGUACUGCAACCUUCUUAAUAAAGGUAUUAUUAGGUAUACUUUUUUUCAAAUUGUAUGAUAAAAGUAAAAUUAUGCAUACCAGUA